CCGGGUCAGGUGAUCCGCUCUGGUGUAACAAGCAUGGCUGUGUCGGUUACAUUGUUGCUCUGUUGCAGUUGCUUCGCUACAUUGUGUCCGGGAGUGACCUGGGGCGGCUCGUACCGCAGACAGGUUUUCUUCGAGUAUAAUCCCGGAAGGAACAGCUCAGAGAUCAAUCCCUCCGCUGCUGCUCCGAACAUUCUCCAUGUGCGAGCAGUCGGCGCCAAUGACACCAUCCACUACCUGUGGGGCACACUGGGGGCCCCCAGUGUGUUCAUGGUGUACACCAGCAGCCCCAACAGCUCCCUGCACAUCAACUGGACCCGGCUGGGACUCCAGGACCCGUCCACCGCUGUGCGUAUCGAGCCCGCCUCUGCAGUCGUCUACUACACCGCCAUUAUCUUCUCCCGCGUGUUCGAGUACAAUGACAUGAUGGACACCGCCGAUAUGUCCCAGGUGCCAGCCAGCAGCUUCUACCCGCCCUACCAGCUCGAGGACUUCACCUGGGACAACGUCAAUGCCACGUUGAACCGCAGCCAGCUGACCGCCCAACUCCGGGGCCGAAACGCCACCGGCCACCUGUUCGGCAACGGUAGCUUCACAUUCCGGAUUGCUGCUUUUGAAGGCUCUGGCCGUGACUCUACCCUCCCCCGCCUCCUGCACACGGCCAACAGCACAAAGCUGGAGUUUGUGAUCGAAGGGAUUGAGCCCCGUGGGAACCAAUCCCGAUUUGCCCUGGAGCUGAUUGUCCUGGAGGCAAAGGGUGUGCAGCGAGAGCUGAGCCUGUGCCGCACCAUCGAUGACGAGUACACGCCCACCAUUUUCCAGAUGGACGAGCUGGUGGCGUUGCUGGGGAACGAGAGUGGGACCGGCAGCUUCCUGCAGUGGAAACCGGUCGCCUACACCUCCUCGCAGGCCUCGCUGGCCAACUCGGUGCCCGCCCGCCACUACAGCCUGAGGCUAGGCCGCAACCAGAGCCUGCCGGCCUCCAGCGUCGCCUACGCCUUCUUCGGGGCCGGCCUGCCUGGGGGGACCCGUGUUGCAGUGAUGAAUGUCUCCUUCGGGGGCCCUGGCGGGGACUCCUACAACUCCAGCAGAUACAUCAGCUGGUCGGCCCUGAUUGGAUAUGGAGAGGCCCCAGAGGACGAGUUCUCGGUGCUGGUCAUUACCAUCACGGCAGUGAGCCUGGGUCUGCCAGUCCUGUUGCUGCUGUUUGGGGGGGUGACAGUCUGCAUCGUGCACCACAGGAAGCGAGGGCCCUCCGGCUACCAACCAAUCAACUAGACUCCGGGGCACUGACGGAUAAAACGCACUUUAACACCGGAUGCUUUCCUGCUGCCCCCUUGCCAGAACAAUUCCUCCUGCUCACCGGAACAUUUCAACAUUUAAACUGUGGGAUUUGGGGUUUGGGUUUUUGUGCAUCAGAAUUUUACAACGUUGAAAUAUUAUACAUUCCAGCUGCACAUCUCCUCCUCAGAGGGAGAGUGUAGAGGGAGUUUACUCUGUAUCUAACCCCGUGCUGUACCUGUCCUGGGAGUGUUUGAUGGGGUCAGAGUAGAGGGAGUUUACUCUGUAUCUAAC
This is a messenger RNA of Carcharodon carcharias (great white shark), 1572 nucleotides long. RefSeq names its product glycosylated lysosomal membrane protein. Bases 34 to 1275 code for a protein of 413 amino acids. NCBI's taxonomy places the organism in Eukaryota, Metazoa, Chordata, Chondrichthyes, Lamniformes, Lamnidae. Gene Ontology annotation, cellular component: lysosome. The transcript is spliced from 6 exons. The record is from RefSeq and is a predicted model, not a curated record.